Pseudocercospora fijiensis CIRAD86 is the source of this 1764-nucleotide messenger RNA. RefSeq lists its product as uncharacterized. The record is from RefSeq and is a predicted model, not a curated record. The transcript is spliced from 2 exons. NCBI's taxonomy places the organism in Eukaryota, Fungi, Ascomycota, Dothideomycetes, Mycosphaerellales, Mycosphaerellaceae. Gene Ontology annotation, molecular function: flavin adenine dinucleotide binding; oxidoreductase activity, acting on CH-OH group of donors. The annotation marks the transcript as partial.
AUUUCCGGAAUCACCACCUCCUCCUCUGGCCUUGCAAAUGCUACAUUUGACUACAUUGUUUGCGGCGGCGGUUUAACUGGGCUCACCAUUGCGAAUCGCCUGUCUGAGGACCCAUCUGUCUCUGUCCUGGUUAUUGAAGCUGGAUAUGACAAUCAUACCAGUCCUCUCAUAAGCGAUGUCCGCACCUAUGGCCUCGCUUUCGAUACCGAGCUUGAUCAUCGCAUAUACAGCACGCCCGUGAAAUGGCAGCACGGCGAACGACUCCUUCUUGUGGCAGGCAAGACUCUUGGCGGUAGUGGCUCCCUCAAUGGAGCGAGCUGGACAAAGGGCGCCAAGUCGCAGUACAACCUUCUUCCUCUGCUUUCCGGCGACGAGUCAUGGGGCUGGGCCUCAUUCAAUCAGUACAUGUUGAAGGCCGAAAACUUCCAUCGACCGACUGACAGCCAGCGUGACAUCAAAGGCGCUCACUAUGAGUCCGGCCUUCAUGGCUAUGGUGGCCCAGUGCAAGUCAGUUUCGGCUCAGGGAUGUAUGGCGGCACUCAGUUACCAGCGCUGGAAGCCUCAGAAAAUGCUCUUGUCAACUUCAGUCGCAACUUCGACGCCGCAUCUGGUCAAACCAGUGGCGGCACCAUCAUUCCCAAUAUGGUCGUACCAGAAGAGAACCAGAAUCGCUCUAGCCCUUUCACUGCUCAUGCUCACUCCCAAGUUCAAGAGAGAAACAACUUGAUCAUUCUGACUGGACACCGAGUGACCAAGAUUGUCUGGCGAGACACCAAAAAAGGCGCGCCUCUUGUCGCAGCCGGCGUACACUUUCAGUCAUCGCAGAACUCCCCAAUCGAAUUCGUCAAGACAAACCGUGAAGUUCUCCUUGCUGCUGGCUCUCUCCAAAGCCCUCAAAUCCUCGAACUUUCCGGCGUGGGAGAUGCACAUGUCUUGGAAGCAGCUGGUGUCGAACUGAAGCAUGAGCUGAACGGCGUUGGCGCACACAUGCAAGAACAGACCAAGAACACACUUACCUACCAAGCCCGACCAGGAAUCAACUACAACGGCACCGGCCCCCCAUCCUCAAUCGCAUUCCCAAACGCCGCUCAACUUCUCGGCGACAACGCCACAACCUGGUACCGCACCGUGAAAUCCAGUCUCAAGGCAUACGCAAACUCCCUCAAAGCCCGCUCCCUCGUCGCCAAUGCCGAAGCAACCCAUUACAUCCUCCAAACCCAACUCGAAAACCUCUUCACCGCACCCGACGUCGCAGCUUCCGAGAUCUUCUUCACAAUCAACUCCACCGCAAACCUCAUCGGUACCGACAAUUGGAACCUCAUCGUCCUCUCCCGCGGAACUGCACACAUUCGCUCCAACUCUUCCUGGAACCCUCCCAUCGUCAACCCUUCCUACUUCGACCACCCCCUCGACCAAACCUUCCAACUCGCCACGCAGAAAAUCUCCCGCAAGAUUUUUAACGCGGAACCACUCUCCUCGUACGUAGUAGAAGAACUUGAACCCGGUCUCCCGCGCGUUCCAAUCAAUGCUAGUGAUGGGGUUUGGGAGGCGUGGAUGAAAGAGGAGUUUACGAGCGUGUGGCAUUAUCUUGGGACUUGUGCUAUGAUGAAGGAGGAAUUCGGGGGCGUGGUGGAUUCGAGAUUAAAAGUUUAUGGGGUGCGGAAUGUGAGGGUUGUGGAUGCUAGUGUGGUGCCGAUUCAGUUGAGUGCGCAUCUUAGUAGUUCGUUGUAUGGGAUUGCGGAGAAGGGGGCGGAUAUGAUUCAA